Bemisia tabaci is the source of this 375-nucleotide messenger RNA. Lineage: Eukaryota; Metazoa; Arthropoda; Insecta; Hemiptera; Aleyrodidae. The record is from RefSeq and is a predicted model, not a curated record.
CCACAACCACUGAUAUACCCUCUGCUCAAUGUGCUGCAACAUCAAGUACAGCAGUCAACAGCCCUCGAACAACCACAGACGCAUCCUCUGCCCAGUCUGCUGGAGCAUCUACUAAUGUCUCGGAUCGUGAUUGUGCGGUUUGUCUGGAGACAAUGGUUCAGCCAACUGAGUUACCGUGUAAACAUGUCUUCUGUUUCUUGUGCGUGAAAGGAAUCGCCCAAAAAACCAGAUGCUGUGCGCUCUGCAGGAGAGAAAUUCCUUUAAAUUAUUUUGAUAGUCCUCAUCUCUUAAGUGACCCUGAUUCUGAGAAAGUGAAGGGAAAAACAUGCUCUGAUGAUGAGGAUAGACCACUCUGGUAUUACAAAGGGAGAAGUG